AUUUUGACUGCGAUGAGAGAGGCGUUCGUGCCGUGCUUGGGACUGCUGUCAUUGUGGAUUUCAUUCAAUAUUAUUUUUGCGUUUUAUUAUAUAGGCUAUAGAUAGAUGAGAUUAAUCCUUGUACAGAAAUUGUUGGAGCUGCUUCAGUAUGACAGAACAGGAAGAUGAUUACAUGUCUGACAGCUUCUUGCUACAAAGUGAAUCAGUUAAACCAGGGUUGGCAUGGGGAAAAUUGGCGAAACAAAACAAGAAGGAGAGCAGACAUAUUGAGUUCAAUAAAACAUCUAAAAAGGUACAAAAACCGUUGAAAAUACAGCAAAGAGAACAACUUGAAGAAGGCCUGCAAAAUGCAAUCUCCAGUGACAAUAAAGGAUUUGCUAUGCUGCAAAAGAUGGGGUACAAAAAAGGCAUGGGACUUGGCAAGACAGGGACUGGAAGAAAAGAACCUGUGCCGAUUGCAAUAAAGACAGAUAGAGGAGGAUUAGGCAGAGAGGCUCAGGUGAAAAAACAGAAACAGGAAGUUGAACAAUUUCGAGAACGGAUGAGAAAGAAUAGAAUGCAAAACCAAGAAAAGAAUAAAGGUGAAUUUUUACAACGUGUAAGAGAGAAACAAGUGAACAGGGGAGCAGAGAAAGACUUCUAUCAGAGCCAGAAAGUUUGUGAGCAGCUUGAUAGAACUAAUGGUGUUGAAGAACCUGUAGUUUUAUGGUACUGGCCAAAACAUUUGAGACCUAAGACACAAGAGGAAGACAAUAUAAAAGAAUGUGAUAUGGAGGAAGAAGAAGAUGAGGAAGAAGAGGAAAAAGAUGUAGGCGAUGAUAUACCAAUUCAAGAAAGACUAGAUGAUAUCACUAGAUAUCUCAGAACUAAGUAUGUUUACUGUAUAUGGUGCGGAACAUCUUUUAAUGAUGGACAAGACUUAGCUGAAAAUUGCCCAGGUGAUGAUGCAGAUGCCCACAGUUAGCAGUUGCUCAGGAGAUAUCAUGUGAUCAUCUUUUGUGUCUACGUAACUGUUGAAAACUGCCCAGUGACUGGACAGGUAGCAAUUGCUCAACUCCUUGCACACACCUGUACAUGCUGAAAACUACCCAUGUCAGGUUUCAAUGAUUUAAUCAUUGGCCAAUCAGAUGGUACGCAUUUACAUUGCCUGAUCAGGGAGGUUGUUUGCAUUGUUCUUAAGGAUUAAGAAAUUCUUAUAUCAUGAAUAGCAGGGAUAGGUGUGAUUAUUAAAAUGGACUUCCAGCAAUAUAAUUAUAAAAUAAUAAUUAUUAUAUUAUUAUGACCUGCAUGGAAGUGUCAUCUUGGGUCAACGGGUAGCCCUUAUUGGCUACCUGUAAUAGAGAUCAGUAAAAAAAAUAUGAGUAAAUUAUUGGUCAAUUAUACAUAGUUGUUUAUAUUGCAUAAUAACAUUUUUAUCAUGAGUAAAGUUCAGAGCUGUCAGAUUCACCACAUGAUUUUUCUCAUAUUUUAUUAAUUAAAAAAAUUAUAAUGUUGUCUAUAAAUUAUAUAAAUUUAUUAAUAAUAUUUUUUGUACCAAAAUAUUGUUUAAAGGUUUGCAUUGUACCACAAUGUCAUUUGGAUGUUAUAAUUUAAAUAAAUAUCCAACACCUAUAAUAAAUGUUGAAAUUUUUAUUGUUAUCCCCCAACAUAUAACUCCUGUAUCUGCCCCUGGAGAAGGAUAAGGGUAGCAGUUAGCUCUCCUACCUAUAUUCUUUCCUUCAAUAAAGCCUGUUUAAAAGGCCAAAGCAUGUACAAUGCAGUUUGCUUGUGAUGUAUUAAUCGUCAGAUUGACACAAACUCUCUUAAGCCCCUCCUCCAUCGUUCUGGUAAAGCCCCCCAUUGGUCAAAGCUGUCAGGCAGUCAGACCAAAAAAAAAA
Molecule: messenger RNA, 1877 nt
Organism: Anneissia japonica
Lineage: Eukaryota; Metazoa; Echinodermata; Crinoidea; Comatulida; Comatulidae
Product: G patch domain-containing protein 11-like
Exons: 8
Coding region: 149-964 (271 amino acids)
Cellular component (GO): kinetochore
Molecular function (GO): nucleic acid binding
Source: RefSeq, a predicted model, not a curated record